Messenger RNA from Pogona vitticeps (central bearded dragon), 743 nucleotides. It is a transcript of the gene TTC36, whose product is annotated as tetratricopeptide repeat domain 36. The record is from RefSeq and is a predicted model, not a curated record. Lineage: Eukaryota; Metazoa; Chordata; Lepidosauria; Squamata; Agamidae. Gene Ontology annotation, molecular function: protein binding.
CGGUUCCCCACCCCCACCCGAUGGCUUAGCCGGUCUGGAUCCCAGCGGCAGGGACCUUCCCCGCCAGCUGUGCAAGAUGGCAACAGCCCACGACAGGGCGGUUUUGCGGAGGAUCUUCCACCCGGACGCGCCUUUCGGGGAGCUCUCCGGCGAGUCGGAGGAGGAGGAACUGGAAGGGGGGGCCCGGGCGGACGAUGCCUUCGACCCGCAGCGGCUGGAGGAAGCCACGCGACUGGAGAUGCAGGGGGUGACCGCGGCCGAAGCCGGAGACCUGGACGACGCCCUGGAGAGCUUUGGCCGGGCCAUCGAGCUGCUCCCCGAGCGAGCCUCGGCCUACAAUAACCGGGCCCAGGCCUUCCGCCUCAAAGGCGACGUGGCGAGUGCUCUGGAAGACUUGGAGACGGUGCUGAGGCUGAGCCAGGAGAGCGGCCCGGUGGCCCGCCAAGGGUUCGUGCAGCGCGGCCUGAUCCAGCGGCUGAGAGGUCGGGAGGAGGAGGCCCGGAGGGACUUCGAACAAGCGGCCCGCCUGGGCAGCCCCUUCGCCCGCCAGCAGCUGGUCCGGAUGAACCCUUACUCCGCCCUCUGCAACCAGAUGCUGUCGGAGGUGAUGAAGCAGCUGCGCGGCCGGCAGAUCCCCCCGGGAGAGGCUUCCUCCGGGGUAGGGGGACCCAGCUGAGAGUCCCGGGGCUCGUCCGCCGGAGGAGCGCGCGGGGGGGGGCGAAUAAAAGAGAGGCCUCUGCAAA